Molecule: messenger RNA, 1989 nt
Organism: Prorocentrum cordatum
Lineage: Eukaryota; Dinophyceae; Prorocentrales; Prorocentraceae
Source: the annotation of a GenBank genome assembly
GACCUCGGGGGCGCUGUCGACUUGUUGCGGGAGAAGCUCGCAGCGAUCAGGGCCAGACGUGGGAGCGCAAGGAAAGGCAGGAAGUGGCUGUGCCGCGUCCUUGCCGAACGCGCUCUCGAGGCCACGGCCGAGCUGAUCGUGGAGGCCGAGGAAAGGCAGAAACGGAGGAGGCAGAGGAAGGCUCGCAGCGUUCGAGACGACGAGGAGGACGAGAUGACCGACAGCAGCGACGACGAGGAGCUCGGGGCGCACGAGGAUACGGCAGUGCGUCGGACGGCCAAGGAACGGCCAGGAGCACUUCUCCAGUCCACCAUCGUGAUAAUGCAGCGCCACCUGGGCGGGUCGCACCAUCAGGGCGAGACCGAGGGAGCUAUGGAUACGAGGAGCUUGGGGACGAGCUACCUCAACCGGGCGCUGGGGCAGCCUGGGAUCAAGGUCCCCGUCCGGCGCGAGCGGGAGCUGCGGACGUUGGGGGCCAUCCUCGACGAGCUGCUCGCCGGCCGGAUCGUCCAGGCAGGGGACCUGGUCCAGAGGCUCCGUGCCCUCGAAGCCUCUUUGCAGGAAGAGGGAGGACGGUCUACCGCACGUCACCUGGAGGUGGUUCCAGACUCCAGGGUGACGACAGUGACGCCGAGUUUGAGGGCGAUGGCGUCGAAGACCGAGCGCGACGAGCAUAGGUCCAAGGCGGGCCUGCAGCCGCAGCGGCAGCCACCGCGCCAGGCGGAGGCGAGCUGGUGGAAGCAGGGCGAAUCGUGGAGCGACGCCGAGGACCUCCCGUCCGCCAUCACCCAGGAGGGCUCGGAGAAGCCGUGGAAAGGAAAAGGGGCGUCCGAGCAGCAGAGGCACGACGUCACCCAGAAGUACGCGGAGUAUUUGCGGAACGACGCUGGAGGUUGGCUACGAUAUCGUCUUCGCGAGCUUCGUGGUGCGAAGCUCUACUGCCACUGCGGCCUGGACCAGCCGUGCCACGGCGACGUGGGAUUGGCGUUGAAGUGCCAUCUCCGCUUUUGCGAGCAUCGGCAGUCAGAGGUGCUCUGCGAGGUGGCGGAGAGGUGCUGUGACGUCGAGCGGGGGGCAGCGACGGUCCGCGACCUGCUGCCCUUUCCGCUCUCGCCGUUGCCCACCGAGGCGGAGAAAGCGCCAGCCUUAGCAGCAAGCCGGGGGGAAGCAGAGGUGGUCGAGCAGGCUGGAAUCGAGGCGUGGAUGUAUCUCAUCAAGUGGUCUUUGAACCAUCUGAACAGUGGCCCAGCCAGGGCCGAAUCAGCAGCCCAGCAGGCAGCGCUGGACCAGUUGAGGUUGUACGUGGGCGAUUUCGUGAAGGGCCAUGACAUCCCUUUCGUCGACUGGGCUGAAACCUUACGUCACGCCCGACUGGAUUACCAGGGGGAGGAGAUGAAGGUCCCAGAGAAACUUACGUGGGAGCAGAUCGAACCGGCGCUGCCCCCAGUAGGACAAUCAGCGAGGGUGCGCGCGACUGGGCUUGUCCAGGGCGUGCUGAAGCACAACUUGGAGAACCCUCAACUUUGCCUGUUGCCCGAGGGGGAGUGGCCUACGGCAGUGCCCACUGCAAAGGUGUGGGUCGACGGCGAGGCCGACUGGCACCGAAUUUGCCAAGGAGCAGCUCGGAGGGGAAUCUUUUCUUUCAUCUCCGAGCGUGACGUCUUCAAAGUGAAGGGCACGCCAGUUUUGAAUGGCUUGUUCGGCGUCCCCAAGCGCAACAAGAAGCUGCCGGUCACGGACAAGGCAAUUCUGCGCCUCAUCCUCACCGCCAUCCCGACCAACAGCUACCAGAAGGUCCUCGAGGCGGACAUCAGGUGUCUACCGUACCACAUGCAGUGGGCCGGCAUCCAGCUGGAGGAUGAGCAGGUCCUUGUGUGGUCAGAGAGCGACAUGACUUCGGCCAUCUACAAUUUUCGCAUGGAACCUGAAUGGUUGAAGUAUCAGGCGAUUGGGCGCGCGGUGCCUGGUCGCAUCGCAGCUGAAUUCUGA